AGACGCCAUUUUGAGUCUUUACCGACUAACUCCUGUGAAUCCGGAUUGCAGGUGACCUACAGAGUGAUCCAGGUGUCGGAUGGCCAGCUGGAGGCGCAGACAGACGGAGCCGCAGCCGUCAGUCUGGUCGCUGGGUUUCCUGCAGCCACACAGACUGUCACCCAGGCCGUCAUUUCCCAGCCGGACGGGUUGGAAGUGGACGGCUGCGCUGAGGCUCAGUACGCCUAUUACCCAGCCUCCAUUGCAGACGGCAGCGCCGGUACCAUGGUGACCGCAGUACAGGCACCCGAUGCACUGCUGGGCCAGAACACCCCCACAGGUCAGCUUUACGUGAUGAUGUCACCACAGGAAGUGUUAACAGGAUCCAAUCAGAGGACCAUAGCGCCACGUACUCAGCCAUACGUAGCAAAGCAAGAAGCUCCUCGGGCCUCCAGGGAUGAGAAACGGCGAGCUCAGCAUAACGAAGUUGAGCGAAGGCGCCGGGACAAGAUCAACAACUGGAUCGUUCAGCUUUCGAAGGCCAUCCCAGAGUGUAACGUGGACUACACCAAGACAGGCCAGAGUAAAGGGGGGAUCCUGUCAAAGGCCUGUGAUUACAUCAAAGAACUGAGACAGAGCAACAUGAAGCUGGGAGACGAUAUCGGCGCUCUGGAGCGUCUGAGAGUCGACAACCAGCUACUGAGACAGGAGGUGGAAGACUGGAAAUCCAAGAAUCAGAUCCUGAGGAACCUUUUGCGACAGCAUGGCAUUGUUGGAUCAUCGAGCUCAGAUCCUCAGUGAAGUCCGUUACCAGCACCGUGUUUGAAGACGACUACAGAUGGGCCAUAGGAGUACUUGAAAUGCUUCUAUACAUGUACCUUUUCAUUGAGCAUGCACAAAAUAAGUCCGUUAAUGGAAAACUGUUUUGAAUAUUUUCACCCUUUGUUGAAAUCCUACAGAUUGUUUUAAAAGUUCUUCAUUUAGGCAACAUACCCAACAACUAGUACAUUAUUUGACUUGUUGGGCCUGCAGAAACUGAUUUUUAUCUUUUUAUUAAUAUUGGAUGCCUUUUAUCAUGUAUGAUUGUCCAUUAAUCUCCAGUACAUUAAGCUCUGAGUCAUACCUGGUAAUAUUCAGCCCUAAGCUCUGUUGUAUUGAUAUGAACUGCUCUCGUAAUAAUGACUCCAGACAUUUCAGUCAUUUUAUUUGUGUUUUAUCACUCUAACUUUGACCAGUUGAUACCAAGUUUAUCAUCCAGACCCUAGUCUGGCUUUACUUUGUCUCUGUUGUUGAGGGCUGUAGUUGCAUUGUAAUGAUGCCCUUACAAAGUCAAGAAGAAAUGGGUCAGGGGUUUUAAGUAUUAAAGGAAAACGCUGUCUUUAUAAUUAAAUUGUAAAU
This is a messenger RNA of Cyprinodon variegatus (sheepshead minnow), 1377 nucleotides long. RefSeq names its product upstream transcription factor 1 (gene usf1). The record is from RefSeq and is a predicted model, not a curated record. The annotation marks the transcript as partial. The transcript is spliced from 7 exons. Gene Ontology annotation, biological process: regulation of transcription by RNA polymerase II. NCBI's taxonomy places the organism in Eukaryota, Metazoa, Chordata, Actinopteri, Cyprinodontiformes, Cyprinodontidae. Gene Ontology annotation, molecular function: RNA polymerase II cis-regulatory region sequence-specific DNA binding; protein dimerization activity; DNA-binding transcription factor activity, RNA polymerase II-specific.